Molecule: messenger RNA, 1554 nt
Organism: Bursaphelenchus xylophilus (pine wood nematode)
Lineage: Eukaryota; Metazoa; Nematoda; Chromadorea; Rhabditida; Aphelenchoididae
Source: the annotation of a GenBank genome assembly
AUGGAUAGACAAGCAUUUUUCCGUAAGUUUUUUGUUGUCAUGGUAUUCAUUUCUAGAUUUCCUGGACAAAAGCGCCCUCGACCUACCUAAAAAGUUCUUUCAAUCGGAAAGAGAGCGAGAUUCUGAUAAGAAGCGAAUAUGGGAACUUCGUCGAAUGAAGCUUUCAGGAAAUUUAGCUCUUCUAAAGCAGAACAAGGUGGCUGAAUUCCCUCAGAAUGACAAAAUCAUCAAGAUAUACGAGGCUGUUGUUUACAAGUAUGGCAGAGCUUAUCGGCAUCACAACUUUUAUCGAUCAGCGAAGCAAUUAUUGUCGUUUCUGAAGCGCCUAAGGGACGGAAGUUUUUUAAAGCAACUGGAAAGGUUGUUCAAGGUAAGUUGUUUCUCAAAUUUUCGUCAUUAUACAGGGUGUUCAGAAAAAAUGUUCCGCAAAUUUUCACGGUUUUUUUUGCCAAAAAAAUCUCCGCUGACGCGGAAAGUAGUGCGAUUGCACGGUGCAGUUUGUCUCUGGGCACCGAUAAAGUUUGUGCGCACCGUGUCUAUGCCUUCCGCCGAUAUGGCAAGCGUCCGUCGUAACUUCGCCGUUAAACAUAAAAAUGAGCAAAUAUCUGCUUUGCCACCAUCAGAAAUGAUAACAAAGCGUUUAAGAUUACCACAAACGUUUCUGCCGACCUUCCGCUUUGGCGUAGAAUUUUAAAAACCGCAUAGUCUUCUUUCUCCUGCAAAAAGUUUUUUUUUCAUUUUUGGAUAUCUUGACUGAGCGCCAAGAAAUCGACAAAAACUUUCCCGCACAUUUCUCUGAACUCCUUCGUAUAGGGUUUAAAUGAAGCUGGUUGCGCAUAUUUACCAACCCAAGAAUUUAUUAUUUACCUGGGAGCCUUGUUGUGCCGCAGAAUAGCAUUACUAGACCGUUUGAGAUGGUUGGCUGCCAGGAAUGUGGACUUUGAUCUUGGUUAUGUGCAGUUGGGGCAUUUGGUAAGACUUCAAGUUUUAGAAAUGAAACACUUUAGGUUAAAUUCAACAUGCUUCUGAUCUCAUUGGCUUCUGAAUUGGCCGAAAAUGCGUUGAGACACCUGGAGUUAUUGUUGAAGGUCUAUAACGAGACUGCCGAAUGUUUUUGUUCGGCAUCAGACAAGUAGGUCAAAGGGUUUAGAAUAAUAUAUGGAACUGUUUGUUUAGAUUCCCUGUUUCGUGUGAGUGCUUUCCAUUAGACUCGGUGAAAGUCAAUUCUUGUGGCCAGUUGAUCAUCUCAGAAUUGACCCCUGAAAACGUCAAAUGUCUUUGCGAUAUUGUUGAUCAUAAAGUCCCCGGGAAUAGUGCUUCUCAGGAAUCGCAAGUUUUUUUAAGCUGUUAGAAAGUUUGUUUGGCGAAUCUAUGAUUGAUAUUUAUAGAAGUUUGGAGAUUUCCCUGAAUGAUCUCAAAGAAAAAAUUGAGAAAGAAAUGAUUUUAUUGACAAAUGAGAACGCGGAAGGCACCAAAAACAAUGAAGAACAGUCGGGUUUCUACAGGAUUAUUGAUAAAUCACGGACAAGAAAACGGAAACGGAAUAAAACUUGA